This is a messenger RNA of Mizuhopecten yessoensis (Yesso scallop), 2561 nucleotides long. RefSeq lists its product as uncharacterized. The record is from RefSeq and is a predicted model, not a curated record. Bases 181 to 1374 code for a protein of 397 amino acids. NCBI's taxonomy places the organism in Eukaryota, Metazoa, Mollusca, Bivalvia, Pectinida, Pectinidae. The transcript has 3 exons.
GUAUGUGCUUUUCCUUUCGGAAAGUUGUAUUCGUUUCAAUUUCAUUAAAAACGUAGUAUUAGUCCCAUUGGUUAGACAUCGUGUCAGGUCUGUGAAACCCUCACCCACGGCCACGGUGAAGCUUACACGGGCGUGGGCGUCUUCAAACAUUUAUAAAUAGCGAGGCGUUGUCAUGCGAGUAUGUACCCAAGUGACGCAGUGUCGGGACUAGGUCUGUAUCUCUCCAAUAUGCCAGAAAAAUGCAAGGAGAUCGUCAACCCUCUGACGUCCGAAGAAGUCAAAGAGCGACAGUCUAACUUCCGCAAGAGGUUUACAGCCAAGUUUUUCGCAAAACAUCGGAAAUAUAAAGGUAUACUGAGGGAGUAUGGAAUCAAUAUACAACCUGGAAACAGUGACUAUUCAAUCUGCUUCGAUAAAACGUUUGAGGAAGAAAUCGAAAUGGUCGUUAGUGAAAGUCGGGGGAAUGUCUCCAAGUCUUGCCGGAAGAGCGGUCAUUAUAGCAUACGUGGCCUUUUCUGGCAAAUAAUUCAUGCAGUGCGCAAGACCAAAGCGUCCCGAAUCAUGUAUAAGUUACAAGGGAUUUCCGAGGUAGAUAUGAGAGAAACCCUUGACGCGGUAUCUACGGAACUUUCUAUUGGCUACGAGUACCAAGUAGCUAUGCUAUCGGACGAGAAGGAUGUACUUAAAAUGGCUGACUACGCAGUUUUGUGUGUGUUUUGUUAUUUGAAAUCGGCCGAAUCUUCGUUUGAAACAUCCAAUAUAUUGCAAGCCGUGCUAGAAAGUGCACCGAAACACAAGUCGGAAGGAGAAGCGGUAAUUAAGACGAGGAUUGUAAAAAGUGAUUCAUUGAAACGGAAACAUUCACAAAAGUGGAGAAUCCAGGAAAUCUUUAAACAACCAGGAUUAAGGGUAAAGAACGAGGGAAACGAAGGGCGCUAUGCCUACUUUGGAUGUUUCACUCCCUUCGGUUGUUUAUGUCGUCCGAACAAAUACGGUUACCGCGCCCCACUUCACGUGUGGGACGAUGAUAUACGAGAAUAUCGGAUGUUGGAUAACGACCGGAUAUCAUGUCACAGUUCACAUGGAAGACAGAUCAUGGAGGACAAGGAAGAUAUCCACCAGCAGUACAAACCCGAAACCUGUUGUUGCCAUGUGGGAAGAGAGUUGGACAAAGAAAACACGUGUUCGAAGAAUGACUGCGAAGAAUCCGAACCUGUUAACGGGAAAAUCAACUGUGUAGUAGAUUGUACCGUAGAACCAGGAAUCGUAGGAUCACUGGUCACGUGCUCAACAACUCAGUCCAUUGUACAUGAAACAUCCACACUCAACGAUAUACAUCCGAAUGUUGAAGGUGUUAUACUGAAUAGCGAAUAAAUCUGAAUAUAAUUUGACCUGUGUUUAUUCUCCUUACCUUGAAAAUUCCGUGCUCCACUAUUGUGUCUUCUUCCAUGCCCCUGUUGAAUGUACGUUCGAAAAGUGGAUUUGUACAUUGGUAACUGUCGAAUUACGACACUAUUUUAGUAUUUUAAUGACAGAGCGCUAUGGAAAUGUUCCUAUAUCAAGUACAAUAAACAUCUAAAAUAUAGUGGGUCAUCAUUGCUUAUAUGAUUUUAAAGGUCGAAUCAUAAAACAAAAAUUGGAACAGAAGUCGCAAAAUGCACCAUUACUACGAUGACAUUAACGUUAUUCUGGUAGUACUGGAAAUAUCACUACUGAUGCAGUACUGGACAUAUCACUACUGAUGUAAUACUGGACAGAUCACUACUGAUGUAAUACUGGACAUAUCACUACUGAUGUAAUACUGGAAAUAACACUACUGAUGUAGUGCUGGGCUAUUGACCAGAUCUCGUCUGUAUUGUACUAUUCGUUUAGAUAGACAUAUGAAGAAGCACCUAUAUAACAAAUAAUAAAUCAACACUCAAAACAAUGCAUCCGUUAAGCCAACGCGUCCAGCUAAAUUUACUUAAAUUCAAAUACACUUUUAGCUUUCAAUUUGAUCCUUGUCAUGUUGUCAUGUUGAACUUGCGUCAAGGUCAUUCAAUUAAGCAAAUCUCGUAGCUCUUCUCCCAGCAUGCUACUAGCCAAAUAUAAUCACCACAUGCCUCUUCAGAAGUCGUUUGGAUGUCUUCAACAUAUUUGAUCCCUGUGAUAUUGAUUGAAUAAGGAUGAAGGUCAUUCAUUUGAACAAACUUGAUGCUGUUCGUCAUUCCAGCGUGCUAAUGGCUAGGUAUCACCCCCCCUCCCGUGUAUAAGCCAUAUAGAGUGUACACAACAGGUGAUUGGACCAGUCCCUACCAACUUACUGUCUGAGAUCUAUUGGUACUAUAUAUGAAUGACACUAUGUUGAUAGAAAUCUAUACAAUAGAAGUACGUGCGUUUGUACAAUGAAUGCAUGUAUGUAUGUUAUAUGUAUGCAUGCAUGCACGUAUGAUAAAUGAAUGAAUGAAUGAACUAACGAACGAAUAACAAUAAAGAAUGACGAAAGAAAGCCCUCUUGUAAGAGGAAAACUAUUUUUUGUCAGUAAUCCUAUGACUAUAAGCUGAAAAAUAAACAUUAAGAA